Messenger RNA from Esox lucius (northern pike), 2448 nucleotides. It is a transcript of the gene khk, whose product is annotated as ketohexokinase. Bases 328 to 1185 code for a protein of 285 amino acids. The transcript is spliced from 9 exons. Gene Ontology annotation, biological process: fructose metabolic process. NCBI's taxonomy places the organism in Eukaryota, Metazoa, Chordata, Actinopteri, Esociformes, Esocidae. Gene Ontology annotation, molecular function: ketohexokinase activity. The record is from RefSeq and is a predicted model, not a curated record.
UGCAGCCAUUACCUCCGUAACAUAGGCUCAGCCACUGAGCUGAGGACGUGCGGGAUAGUUUAGACCCUGUUGGGGGUUCAAAGACCAAAUAAGUGGUCAUGGGCAAUUGUAUCCGAAGUCCAAAGUCCUGACAUUCACUCGGGGAACAUGGGCGACAAAAAGAUACUGUGCAUUGGGCUGGUAUGUCUUAGAUAUUAUCAAACGUAGUUGGAUCAAUAUCCGGAAGAGGACACUGACAGCAGGUGUUUGUCCCAACGAUGGCAGCGUGGCGGAAACGCGUCCAACUCGUGCACGGUGCUAUCUCUCCUUGGGGCUCCGUGCGCGUUCAUGGGGUCGCUAGCCCCUGGACAUGUUGCGGACUUUGUACUAGAUGACUUUAAGAAGUAUCAGAUUGACAUCUCUCUCCUAUCAGAACACGAACACUGCUCCUUCCCUGCCUCUAUGGUCAUAAGCAAUGUGACCACGGGCACGCGCACCAUCCUACACAUGAACAGCUUCAUCGUGGGCGAUUUUGUGCGCCGCGGGGUGGACAUUUCCGCCGUUGCCUGGCAGCAAGAAGGCGAGACUCCGUGUGCAUGUUGCGUGGUGUGUCCCGCCAGCGGCUCACGCACGGUCGUGCUCUCCGACACAAACCUGCCUGAUGUGUCAGCGGCAGACUUCUCCCAGGUAGAGCUAAAUCAGUAUAAGUGGAUCCACUGGGAGGGUCGUAACGCUGAGGAGCAGGUGAAGAUGAUCCAGCUCGUGGAGCAGCAUAACAGCACGUUGCCACAGCAACAACGGAUCACUGUGUCCGUGGAGAUUGAGAAGACGAGGGAGCCACUAUACCAGCUCUUCCAGUACGGUGAUGUGGUGUUUGUCAGUAAGGACGUGGCGCUGCACUUCGGCUUCCAGUCUGCCCCCAGCGCUCUGAAGGGCCUCUACUGCAGAGUGAAGAAAGGAGCCGUCCUCAUAUGUGCCUGGGCCGAAAAAGGCGCAGAUGGUAUGGGUCCUGAUGGCACGGUCGUCCACUCGGAUGCCUUUGCCCCAGAGGUCCUUGUGGACACGCUCGGAGCCGGCGACACGUUCAAUGCAUCCGUGAUCUACACCCUAUCGAAUGGAGAGGGGCUACAAGAAGCUCUCACGUUCGGUUGCCAGGUGGCCGGCAAAAAGUGCGGCUUCCACGGCUAUGACGAAAUCGCGGUGUAGGAGUAGUGAAGAACACAAAGAAGGAGCGAGGAGGACGAGAGUCUGGUCUGGUGAUGCUUGGAGCUCGCUAGAACCUCUUCAGGCAGAGUGGGACAGUCACCCGUGCCUGAACCAGCUUCCUGGACACGCCCACUAAAUUAUAAGCAUUCAUUCCUAGAAAUCACAGAGCUACGGACAAGACAAGCAGUAACCCAGGAAUACUCGCCGUAACAGUGAAUGUUUUAGUUGCUAUAGUAGAAGUGUGCUUUUUGAGGAUCUUUGUCAUUGGAUUGAGCUGUGUGGCAUAAUCCUGUUUUAGUCUUACAUCCCAGUGCUAUAACUUGGAACCACUGAACAAUCUAUGGCAGUUUUUCAACAGUGGGAUAGCUGUUUGGUUGUUUGGUAGUAGAUGUAUAUAUCUAUUACCAUACAUACAUACAUAUAUAAUGUUCUAAAUUUCAUUUCUAAGAUUGCAUACCCCUAUGAUAGUCAGGUAGGGUUAUUCUGUGCUCUCUCUGUGCUCUGCCUAAAUCAACUUGGAUUAUUAGUGUGUGUUUAUUUAAAUUAGUCAGACUUGAUAUUGCUUUGGAAACUAGGCCUGUGUGGGGAAUGCCUGUGAGAGAUUGAUGACACUAUAAUUUAAGGGUUUUUCCCUUAUCAACACACUUUAUUUUCAUUUCUACAAACAAGUCUUGGUAUCAGGAUGAGGAAAGAUUUGUGGAGGAACACUGUCUUAUAAAGGGUAGAAAAUCUCCACUUUUCAAAUGGCUUCAGCAGACACCUUGAUAUGGGUUGUUUUUCUUAGUCAUUGCAUCAUUAAGGGCAAUAAACAAAACAACUGUAAUAAUGAGCCUCCGAGUUCCCAAAUGGUAAUGAUACAAAACAACUGUAUUAAUGAACCUCCAAGUUAGUGUACUGUACUGAGAAAACAACAUUACAGGUACAGUACUGUGCAAAAGUCUUAGGCGUCUGAAAGUUGGAACUAAACCCAUUUAUUUGGGUAGUAAGGGUUUAUUUGUACAAAAAAACACUACACAAAUUAAUGGCAUUUGUUCAAAUUUCAGGUGCCUUAGACUUUUGCACAUUACUGUACAUUAUACUGUUAGUUCCAAAAUAUCACAUCAAGUCAAACUCCUUCACAAAAAUAAAAGGAUUGCUUUGAAAGUAAAAGUGAUUAUACUCUAAUAAAAGCUUUGGCUCAUUCAUCAAUACCUUUUGUUGUUUCCUUCCACCAGUAUUGUAGAAUGUGUUAGCUGCUUAUUAAUAAACAACUUCUAGAAUGUC